Messenger RNA from Encephalitozoon intestinalis ATCC 50506, 558 nucleotides. RefSeq lists its product as uncharacterized. The record is from RefSeq and is a predicted model, not a curated record. Lineage: Eukaryota; Fungi; Microsporidia; Unikaryonidae. Bases 1 to 558 code for a protein of 185 amino acids. The transcript has a single exon.
AUGGACGAGUUAAUUUCACAGAUUAGAAACACAGAAACAAAAGAGAGAGACGAAGCAAGUUCCUUAGAAAAUGAUAGUGACCAUCCUAUGGACGACACCGCAUCUAAAGACCUGUCUGACGAAGAUCCACAUAACCCAUUUAACCAGGAGGAAGUCGAAAAAACCUUAGAUGAAGAUGAAGAAGAUAUCCAUGAGCUUACAUCCUCCCAAGUUUCUACGCCGCUUCACAUCAUGAAGUUAGAUUUUAAUGUACUAAAGCAGAUAAGAAGAGAAAUACAGGCCAAAAUGGACAUAGAUGAAAUAAAGAAAAGCAAAAAGUAUAAGGUUGAAGGAGAGUUUACAGGGAUAAUCAAAAAACUAGACAUGUUUGGAGGAGAUGUAGCUUGUUUAGAGCUAGUAGACGAAAGCGACUCCAUAUACGGGUCUUGUUCCCAGAGAGUGGUUGACGAAUUUGGAUUGAAGGUGGGUGCGAUUAUAGUACUGUCCAAUUGUUCUCUAUGGAAGAUUAAUGGAAAUCAUCUAAACAUAGUUUCUGAAAACAUAAGGAAGGCUGUUUAA